This is a messenger RNA of Magnolia sinica, 783 nucleotides long. Its product is annotated as PLAT domain-containing protein 3-like. The record is from RefSeq and is a predicted model, not a curated record. Gene Ontology annotation, molecular function: protein binding. NCBI's taxonomy places the organism in Eukaryota, Viridiplantae, Streptophyta, Magnoliopsida, Magnoliales, Magnoliaceae. The transcript has 2 exons. Bases 72 to 602 code for a protein of 176 amino acids.
AGGGGACAUGAUCUCGCAUCCCAUCUAUAAAAAUUCAGACCAAAAGACAAAAGGCAAGGAAAAAAGAAAAGAUGGGUGGAGUCAAACCCAUCUUCCUCUUCCUCUCUCUCAUCUUCUCCUUUACCAUUCUCACCUUCUCCUCUGACGAUAAGAACUGUGUUUACGUCGUGUACAUCAGAACCGGAUCCAUCUGGAAGGGCGGUACGGAUUCGAUCAUCAGCCUCACGCUCAACGACACUUACGGCGGGAGCGUUGAGAUCCCGAAUCUCGAGACCUGGGGCGGGCUGAUGGGCCCUGGCCACAACUACUUCGAGAGGGGCAAUCUCGACAUUUUCAGCGGGCGGGGCAAGUGCUUGGAUGCGCCGGUGUGCGUCAUGAACCUGACCUCGGACGGGUCGGGUGCGCACCACGGCUGGUACUGCAACUACGUGGAGGUCACCACCACGGGCCCGCACGUUCCCUGCCGGCAGCAGCUGUUCACUGUGGAGCAGUGGCUCGCACGUGACGCGUCUCCGUACGUGCUGACGGCCAUCAAGGACUAUUGCAAGAACAGUGUGGUGGACGCACAGAGACGGAAUUCCUCUGGCAUCUAUGCAGCGUAGACCUUGCCGCUUAAAAUGUGAGGCUAGUAUUAUGUUCCUAUUAACAUAUGGUGUCCUUUUUUAUGGUUUUGAUGCUUUUAUAGUUUUAUGUGUGUGGAAAAGAUGGGAAGGGUGGGAUAUUAGCUGGGUUGUCUGUAUUCCCGCUGUGGGCCAUAAAUAUUCAAUAAAUGAAGGUCAUGUA